AUGACUGGUAUUGGCUGGCUCAUGCCAGCCGGCAGUGAUCUGGCCCGUUGGUGCCAGACGGUCAACACGUGUAAUGGAGUGCGCGUUGACAGGUGGUUGGCGAGUAGAUGUGUUUACCAGAGCCGGGUCCAUCAUGUAGAUGUGUUUACCAGAGCCAGGUCCAUCAUGCCGGGCCAGUUUCUCAUGGGACAUGUCAGUAGUAGUAGUAAAGCCGGAUCGGCCCAAGGCGAAGAUACCGGAAUUAGGUGUCCCAAUUCUAAACCCCAGCUCUUAUACGAGGGCCGUUUUUGGGGCUCCGUCACCAGGCAGCCAGACCUGACGCCACCACAAGUCGUCAGGGGAAUUGCCACCUUCGUUGUAUGA
Molecule: messenger RNA, 363 nt
Organism: Lasiosphaeria miniovina
Lineage: Eukaryota; Fungi; Ascomycota; Sordariomycetes; Sordariales; Lasiosphaeriaceae
Exons: 7
Coding region: 1-363 (120 amino acids)
Source: RefSeq, a predicted model, not a curated record